CCGGCUCGCGGGGAGCCGGCCGGGACGGCGGGGAGGCCGGUGCUGCCCGCGCUGCCUGCGGUCCCCGCGGUCCCCGGGCCGCCCCUGGGCGCGCAGCAUGCGGUGCCCGUGAGCGGCCGAUCACUCUCGUGCAGAGGCGGCCGUGCCCGUGCGCGGCGGGACGGAGCCGGGCGGCGCGGCGGGCAGGGCCGGGGCGGCAGCAGGAUGUCAUCACCUUGCUAUACCUCUGCUGUGCUGGUACUCUUUGUGGCCCUUGCUGUGGGUGUGGAGGCUGAACAGGCAAAAGAAAGGAGCUGUGAUGUUGUUGGUGAGGAGGGCAGCGAGUCACAGAUGGAAAGAGCCCUGCUGAAGAAACUAGAGCCCCUGAGCCAAAUAAGGUUUAAUGUUACUGUGGAGAAAGGCAAAACAGAGAACUAUGUCUACCACUUCAGGGUGUGCAGGGAGGUCAACACCUCCAUGCAUGAUUUUGGUGGCCUGGUGCAAACAGAUAGACAGAGUGGAAGGACCACAGUGAUAGGAAGAAUCAAUGAAACCCAGGUCUUCAAUGGAAGUGACUGGAUCAUGCUGAUUUAUAAAGGAGGUGAUUCAUAUGGCACGCACUGCAGUGGUGAGAAGAGAAGAGCUGUGAUAAUGAUUUCCUGCAAGCAGGGAGCUACAGCGAGUUCAUUCAGCAUUAUUUCAGAAGAGCGGGAAAAGGAGCAGGAGUGUUUCUACCUCUUUGAGAUGGACAGCAGUGUGGCUUGUCCAGCUGAGGAUUCCCACCUCAGUGUUGGCUCCAUUCUGCUGAUCACGUUUGCUUCAGUGAUUGCAGUCUACAUCAUUGGUGGGUUCCUCUACCAGCGCCUUGUAGUGGGAGCGAAGGGCAUGGAGCAGUUUCCUCACUUUUCCUUCUGGCAAGAUCUGGGCAAUUUGGUGGCGGAUGGCUGUGACUUUGUCUGCCGAUCUAAGCCUCGGAAUGUGCCGUCUGUGUACCGUGGUGUGGGUGAUGAUCAGCUGGGCGAGGAGUCAGAAGAACGGGAUGACCAUUUGCUAUCAAUGUGAUAGCCUUUCAACAUUGAUUUCUUUUCUCCCCGCCUCCCCAGUGCUUGUUUAGCUGGGUGCCUCCCAGCUAGUUCUCCUCUCACUUCUGAUUUUCUUUACACUAUUCGCUUUUGCCGUCUCUGGUGUGUCAAGUCCCACUGAUGCCUCUGGGUGCCAACAGCACUGGUCACUGAUGGCAUGUCUUACGAACAUAAUGCUGGUUUAGGUUUUUAAAAAUGCAGCAAAACUAGGGAGGGAAAAAGUGAUGAGAGCUGAGUAGAAGACAGCGAGAAAGCAGUAUGAGCUUCAGCUCUGAGCAGAAAUGGGAGAUGAAUCACUGAAAGGAAAAAAAGGGCCAUGGAUGGGUGCAGAAAGAGGAAGGCUGUGGGUUAAAACAGCUGAGAAUAUAGAAGGGAUCUUUUGUGUCUUCCCUCCCAUAGGGUUUACAGGAUCCCUAAGACACUGGAAUUAUUUUUCUUUUAAUGCAAUUUCAGCUUUCCUAGCUUCUGCACUGUUUCUGCCAGUGCAACCUGCACAGUGUUCUAUGCCCGACUCUGUGGGGUAGAAUAGGCAUUAGCACCCCACCCCUGCAGUGUUGUUUUUUUUCCUAAUGGCAAUAUGUUGAAGAGUAUGCACCAGUUUCUUUCAACAGAUGUAAAGGAAUGCAUGCCAUCCUCUCAGACUGGGGAGUGGCAAUGCUAGAAAACUAUAGGAGCUAAAUAUAGCCUUAUGACUUUCCAGUUCAGUCAAAAUACUCCUCAAGCCUUCUCACUCACUGAGAAGCAAAAUGAAAUUACGUGCUGCUAAGUAAAGGGAAUAUUUGUUGAAACCAAAACCAGUAUCAAGGCAAAUUGAGACAGGUAGCUGCCACAAAUUCUAUUGCAAGCUUCUCAAGGUGACUGCCCACAUGGCUCUGUCACUGUCAGCACUGAUUUCAUGUUCCUUGUUUGGCAGAGGACAUUCCCAUAAAGCUACCAGAUUUUAUUUUUAUAAAAAAGGAACCACAGAAGCCAAGAACAAGAAUGCUAACACAUUAAAAACUGCAUAAGGGACUUUUGUGCUUACAGGGUCAGCUUUCAUAAAUCACUUGACCCUUAGCAUGGUGCAGACCAGUCCGAAGACACUUGCCCUGUGCAGAUGGUACUCACAUACAUUGUCUCACAUUGUCUGGGAGUGAGAGAGACAUUCUCCUGGGAUCCUGGUGAAAAGCAGAUACAGCUGAGUUGUAAAACUUACUGGGAACCUUCAGAAACUUGGCACCUUGAUUCCUCAUUGCUUUUAUGUGAGGGGCUAGACUCUAAGCCAUCCCAUUUUGCCCUAUUGUAGACUGGCUAAGACCUGUCCUCAGUCUUGAGGACAUGGACUGUGGAUAAGCAAGCCACUAUUUUAACAGCACAGUCCAGACAAGACUUGUGUAUUUUUAAUACUGCCAAAACAGUCUGAACAGUGACACUGAGGGAGAACGGGUAGCCCUGCUUUCUUGCUGGGUUUAGAGUGGGCAAACAAUUCCUGCUUUCUUUGACUUUUGUUACAGUCUCAGUCUUUCUUGUAACAUGGGAAAAAUAGGAAGCUACUAAGUCUGUUGUUACUGUUUUUCAUGGUGAUGUUAAGGUAAUUUUUUUUGUACAAAACACAACUUUCAAAAAUAAAAUUAAAAAAAAACCUGCUGAAGUGUUCUGCUAAAGUAAUAGGAGCUUUCUCACUUACCCAAAUGUGAAGGGUCCUUAGUGUGUGCCUUGUGCCUGAACUACUCUUAUUGUUAGUACAGCAGUUUUUUGCUGCCAUCUUGCAUCACUGCAGUUCCCCUUGGGCUUAAGAGAGAGGGCUAUACACAUCUUUCAAAACUGAAACUUUAAUAGCUCAGGAUGCUCUGUAUUUUUCUGCAACAAUAAAAAUCAAUAGUAACUUUU
Apus apus (common swift) is the source of this 2930-nucleotide messenger RNA. It is a transcript of the gene M6PR, whose product is annotated as mannose-6-phosphate receptor, cation dependent. Gene Ontology annotation, molecular function: protein domain specific binding. Gene Ontology annotation, biological process: protein targeting to lysosome. Lineage: Eukaryota; Metazoa; Chordata; Aves; Apodiformes; Apodidae. Bases 205 to 1041 code for a protein of 278 amino acids. Gene Ontology annotation, cellular component: trans-Golgi network; endosome; Golgi apparatus. The record is from RefSeq and is a predicted model, not a curated record. The transcript has 7 exons.